Messenger RNA from Paramuricea clavata, 13239 nucleotides. The record is from the annotation of a GenBank genome assembly. Lineage: Eukaryota; Metazoa; Cnidaria; Anthozoa; Malacalcyonacea; Plexauridae.
ACCCAUUAAACGUGUAACUGAAACGAAGUCCCUAGGUAUUCUAAUUGAUCAAUUUUUAUCUUGGGAUAGUCAUUUAGAUGAAUUAUGUAAAAAGGUAGCAGCUGGAAUUGGGGCUAUAAAACGACUAAGGCCAUAUUUUAACCGUCUCACUCUCCUAUCCGUCUAUUAUGCUCUGGUUCAACCGUAUUUUGACUAUUGCUAUCUUGUGUGGGAUCCAAUUGGUACCACGCUUACAAAUCGAUUACAAGUACUCCAAAAUAGGGCAGCAAGGGUCAUCUUAGGAUAUAGAAAUGAGCAUGGUCAGUCUGAAGCCGCUUUGUCUGAAUUGAAAUUGAAAACGUUAAAAGAACGCAGAUUAAUCUUUAGGGGCAAGUUUAUGUACAAAAUUGCUCAUGCGCAAGCACCACCUGUUUUAACCGAUAUCUUUGAAGACUCAUCUGCUCCUCAACAUAAUUACAAUUUAAGAGACCAUGAUUUCAAGUUUUACUUACCAAAACCAAAAACAGAAUACUUGAAAAAUAGCAUCCGGUAUAGUGGAGCAAAACUCUGGAAUAGCUUACCUUGCGAGUUAAGAAGCGCAAAUUCAUUAAAUCUAUUCAAUUCGUUGAUUUCUGAUACUAGCCUGCAGUCUUAAAUCUAUUUGCUGCCGAAGGCAGCACUCCUAAUCUUGCUCCAGAGUUCACUCGACCCAGUCUUUCGCGCCGAUCUUGUGUCUGUCCAUAUUUAAGAUGUCGUAAUUCCGGGGGGACACCGGGGGGAGUGCGAGAAAAAUAUUGAAUUGCGUGCACAUAAUUUGCAAGCUUUUUAUUCUGGAUCUGACUUGAUGCAAAAUAUACGAACACUUCCCGAAGAAACCAAGUAACUAUGGCUUUAUUUAUUUGUGUUAAUAGCCAUCAAGGCGAUGAACUGUUUAGCGUUCGAAAAUUCUAGAGGCAAGAGAUGUGCUUUAACUGAUUAUGAGUUUAUUGUUAUGUGCAAGCCAGCCAAAACCAUGAGUAUAUAUAGUGUUCAGUUUGUAGAUGUUUAUAGUUUGAAAAUAAACGCGGAAUGUUGUUUAAUCAGGCUUACUGUAAUAAGAUUCCUAGAGCAACCCAAUGUGGAUUGUUGUCUGCAGCACGGUCUGCACAUAUUGACUUUUAUAAUAUAUAAACACCAGCUAGCAAUUUAAUACAUGUAAUAGUAUGUCAACUGACUGUCGGAAUGCUCUACUAAAAGGGCCGUCCUUCACGACAAUUCACUGUGUUUUUAAUCGCCAAAUUAUUUGAUUUUAUUUCGUAUGUUGUAUUAUGUUUACACACCUAUUUCUCUCUCGCUCGCAAUGUACUCUGUUGUUUUUGCUAAAUGUCAAUCAUAUAGUAAUUAUGUCCUUAUAUGGUGUUCAUAUCUAGUGUUUAUUCAUAACCUAUUUAUAGUCUGUUUCCAACAUGAUUUUUGUACAGGUAUAAGACAUGACUGUCUGUUUAUAUAUAUUAUAUAUCUUUCUUUGAGGCCUCUGAGAUAUGUCCAUUAAUUGUUAGCAUAAUAUGAACACAAAAGCAAAUGCUACGAUACGUUAAGACGAAGUGGAAAACUGGCUUUAGUAUCUUUAUAGACUUUAUACAAACAUUGUACAGUAUUCAGUGGUAAGCAAGCCGUGGCAACUGACCAUGCUAUGCUAAUAAACCUGCAUCUAUUUGAACAAUGCAAAUCAUUAAAAACUUGCAUAGCAUGACCUGUUGCUAUGGCCAGCUUCACCACUGACAGUAUUAUGAUUUAUAUACAUACAAAAGCAAGAAGUUAUAAGCAUUGAAGAUAUUCAUAUAAAACCGCCCAUGGCCCAUGCAAAGAAAGUAGAAUUAGAACAUUUAGCCGCCUUCGACUUUGUGCAAGGUGUUUGAUAUUCAAAUUGCACUUUUCAUACCUCCUGAACAGGAGUUUUGGGGGCUGUUUCCAUGAUGGAAGGCAAUGAUUUUGAUGUAUUGAAAUAUUAGUCACCAUGUAAAUGAACUUCAAAUGCUGGUUAACAGAACUCAAAUGUUGUAGAGAAGAUCGCGUGGUUCAAGAAAGUUAUUAUGUUUGAACAACCUUUUGUUUAUAGUUAACUAUAGUCCAUCCAUCUAUAGAAAAUAAUGAAGUUUUUUGCUGGCAGGGACGUCGUGAAGAUAUCAGCAUUGGGGGGAGGGGGUCGUCAUGUUUUGACCAACUUUUCCUAGAAUUUUGACCAAGUUUCGACCAAAAUAAGCAAGGCUUGCAAUUGUUCAGUCAGCGCAAACAUGACCAAAGCUUAGAAAUUGUUAACAUUGCGAACGAUAUCAUAACUAUGAUAGUCUUUUAUCUCAAACUUUGACCGAAUCUUACCAACUUUGACCUUCAAUUAUUUUAAACAAAUAUUAGUUCCAUUUUGACCAACUUUCACCAACAUUUAGAAUUAUUGGGGGGGGGGAUGUUACACCCUCCACACACACCCUGUAGCGACGUCCCUGUUUGCUGAAUCAUGCACCGUGAUUUAAUUCAGUAUAUCGAAAUCAUCCUGCCUCAUAUCUCGUCCUAGUGGGAUCAUAUAAACAGGACCCUUAUUCAGCAAAUUGCUAAUGCUGCCUUCAUCCCUUGGGGGUGAGGCAGCAUUUUCCUUGCGAUAGUAACUUCUAGUAUUAUAUCUUUAUUUAACCAUGAUUUAACUAAUUGUAAAAUUUAAUAUGUAAGUGUAUAACUAUUGUAUAUAUUUUAUCAUCACGCCCCUCUUGGAAAUCAGCAAAUGCUGAAGGGGUUAUAGCGUGUUUAAAUAAAGCUUUAUCUACAAUCUGCAUAAUAAUAUACAACUAUAUGCAGCUAUAAAAACGAACCAGAAAGUACUUACCCUGCAUCAUGUGGCAUGCAACACCGGCAUAAUUAUAAUCUAGUUAGCGACGUGGUUUUGUUUUCACCUUUGGACGGCUUAGUUUUAUAUCAACUAUAUAGUCAUAUGGUUUUUUAUACUGAAAUUUUUAGCUCAAAUGACAUAGUUUUAUAAAUUUAAAGGAUAUCUAUAACUAGUUGCUGCUCACUGUACAAACUCUUUAUGAUCACGUUUAAGGUGGCUCCCAACAGUUUUCUAAAAUUUUAGGUUCCAGGAAAGUUCAAGAGCUGUAUACUGUCCAUUUAUGAACAAAUAAAAACAGUAUACAGCUAUUUCAAUUAAGGUUGUCCACAAGAAAAGCGGAAAAGUCGAAUACGAGCGCGAAAGGCUGCUGCAUGGGAAUCCCUAAAGAAUUAAUGAAUUUUCAUAGCGAUUCCCAGCAGCCUUUCGCGCUCGUAUUCGACUUUUCCGCUUUGCUCGUGGACAACCUUAAUUGAAAUAUCUGUAUGCGUUUAGGUAAGGUUUAAUUGAAAAGAAAAUUGAAAAACAAAUAUACUUAAUCAAUAUGACAGCCGACAAGCAUAAACAUUCAUAUUUUUCCGCUUGAUAAGAUAUAUGAUAAAGGCCGAUUUACACCACACAACUUUUGCCUAAAACUGUCGCAUGCACCAGCUCACACGUAUAUUCUUAAUUUUAGUUGUUUAUUUUCCAAUCAAGUACAGCUUAUUUCGUUUUAGAUAUGCAUUAUAUGUCAUGAGUCGCAGUUCACAUUAUGUAUAUACACGCGUAAAAAUUGAGAAAAUCGACAACUUUUUUGUUCCAGAUUGAUAUCAACAGGCGUGAACAAGGUUGUGCGGCCCACUAUGAACAGUAUUGUCAACAUGUUGUUGCAGCAUGCAUUGUUCAACUGUAACAACUUGGGACAAAAUGGUUGACAACUUGUUCAUAGUUGGCCGCACAACAUUGUUCACGCCUGUCGAUAUCAACUUGGAACAACCUGUGCGUUUUUAGCCGUGUAUAGUUUAGGUACAGUUUGGUUUAUGUAUACUAUAUCAAGUAUAGUUUGAUGUUCAUCCAAACUUAGUAAAAUCAUUACUGUGUUUAUAUAAUUUAUUACACUUAAUACAGCUCAACCGUGAAAUUUAGGCAAUUAAACACCCAAGAUACACUGAAUCAAUGCAGGUUCAACUUGACAAAUGAGAAUGGUUCCUAAAUAAAACCAUUUAGAAUGAAUGUUCUGUGGCUAUAGGUAUAUUGGCAGGAAUAUGCUUGAUAUUACCAUUGUAAAUGCAAUCUGUGUUUGAUACUCAACGAGGAUAUAUUUUCUCAAAUUUGGACCCUUUUGCAGGGUAUAAGGAGCAAUUAUUAGCUACUGUAAUACUAUCAACAGCUCACUAAUUAAGGAAACAAAUCUAAACACUAAGCCAGGAAGCCGAUUGUUUUGUCUAGAUAUAAGAACCAGUUAAGAACCAACUCAACCUAAUUUCUCACUAAGUACAUACUGAAAAAUAGUUGGGUUCUUUUAUGUGGGUUUUUACUGUAUUGCCGACCUGGGAAAUUAUUUGAAUAACUAGUUUGCCAGAGCGGUUUCGUCAAGAGAGGAAUUACAAAGACUGCAAAUGCACUUACCACAAAAUGAGAUGCUACAAGCUAAGAAAAGCCAUUUCAACAUCUUGGAAGAUGAUCAACAAGACUUUUCUAUAUAGUCUCCGCCAAAUUCCUCGUUGGACCACAAGACCAGCGUGAUACUAAAAGAGGCAGGGCCGUACGCAUAAUAUGUUGAAUGAAAUAAGUAUACCCAAAUGUGAAUGCAUUUCAAGGUCAUAUCAGUUAAUUAGAUGCAUCCUUGUAGAGUCCAAUACAGAAUGAUACAUUCAGAUUCUGCAAUAUAAGCUAAAAUCCUUUCGAUAAUUACGUCAUUUGGCCAGGGAGCCUCGCUCUCAUGAAUCGUGAGCCAAUCACCUUGCGUAAUUCACUAAUGAGAGCGAGGCUCCAAGACCAAAAAGUAUGUUUGACGUAAUUAUCGAAAGGGUGUAUUGCUAGGGUCUCGACUGCGCAUCUAAUUAAAAAUUACGCAUUCUGAGAAAUUGUAGUUAGUUCUAGAUCAGUGCAUGCCUGCAUGGAAGCAUUAAAUAUAUGUAUAUUCAAUUAUUAUUUGUAUUUCAUCUGUAGCCACAAUAGAACUGUCAUUAAAUAAUUUUUGUACUUGUAUAUUUUGUCUUCUGUCUAAAACAAAAAGGUAUGUACAUGUACACUUAUAUUUUCUCAUUUAAUUAAAGCGUGUCAACCGUUCCGAAACUAAUUGUUUGAACAUAAAGCCAUAAUGUUGAACAACUGAAUACUUUCAUUUGCAUUUUCUAAUUCUAGAGAGGGGGAGGGGUGCAGUUGCCCAUAAACAGUGAACCAAUUCAGGUUGACAAAUAUAGACUGGUUCCUAAAAACAUUUAGAAUGCAUGUUCUUCUGUCACACACACAAACACACACCAUAAGCGUGCAUGAUCAGGAUUCAUAAUUAACAAUCAAAAUAAUAUAGAAAACAAAAACCGAAAAAUGAAAACAUCUUGAGAAACCCAAUAUAUAGACCAAAAUUAGGAAGCUAAAUUACCAUUUACUACCGGGUGUCCCAAAAAAAAGUACUCCGGUUUGAUUCGUAAUAACGUCUAAACAAGUAAAGCUUUUAAAGAGAAAUAACUUGCAUCAAAUAAAGAAAAGAUUAACUUAGAUUUUGAUAUAUUACAAUUGUAUUUCACUUAAAAAUUCACGGAGAUAUUAAUGUUUAAAAUCGGAAACAUAUUUCUGGAUGUGUCUGAAAUAUGCAAAAAACGGCGUAUCAAAUAUUAAUCAAGAUUUGCCCGACUGAAACAUGCACUAUUACCAGUAAAUAAAUGACACUUGACAAAUUGUUUAUUAUGAAACAAGGUAUUAUUAUAUCUACAAAAUACAAGAAAGAUUUAUUCGUCCGAAAUCCGCAUGUGUUCCUAGCACGAAUAUAUACGUUUCCUUAUUUCAUGAGACCACUGCAUCGCGAAGGAUCGUCAUGGAUCGUUCGUAGUUCAGAAUUAGGGCAUGCUGUCACAAUGGAAUUGUGAAGCUCUUCUAACUUCUGCAACGUUCUGAAAUCUUGUUAAGAACACCCAAACUCUUUUGCCUUUUCUUAAUCUUGGCAAGUUCAGAAUAAACUGAGAAUGAAACACAAUCAAACCAUACAACUCCAUAAGACAUAACAAUUAAGCAUGCAACUCCCUAGAGAUUAUCCAACAUUUUUGGAACAAAACGUACGGUAACAAAAUAGUAGCGUUGAUACUGUGAUGUGUAUUUGCAAAAAGCAAUAUUAUUUCCUUCAUUGCAGAAUGAUAUUCAUCCUGCUCUAACCGAGAAAUAAUCAACUCUGUUUUGAGACCAUGAAAAACAUAAAAAAAUUAGGCUAAGAAAAAUUCUUUCAUGUACCUUAUAAAUUUGUAAAGUUUGUAAAGACCUUUUAAAUACUUGCAUAAUUUCGUACGUUCAUAUUUCAGGAAACAAUGAGCUAAGACUUACAUGUAAGAAGUCUAAAUCUACGCCAUAUCCCUUACAAACCCUAACGACAUUUCGCUGAAAUACAAGUUAGCCUGAUAUGUCAUGAAGCAAACAAAUGCUGAAGUUAAUAUUUGAUAUGCCGAUUUUCGCUAAUUUUAGACACAUCCCAAAAUAUGCUCCCGAUUUUGAACAUUAAUACCUCCGUGAAUUUUUAAGUAAAAUACAACUGUAACAUAUCAAAAUCUAAGUUAGUCCUUCCUCUAUUUAAUGCAAGUUAUUUCUGUUUGAUAGCUUUACUUGUUUAGAAGUUAUUAUAAAUCAAACCGGAGUACUUUUUUUGGGACACCUAGUAUAAAAGUUUGUAUUUGCACUGAUGAAUAUAUUGAUCCUGUUCCUAUCUGCUGUUCCUGUUUCAUAGCCUCAGGGAAGUAGAGUUCUGAUGAGUCAUGAGAACCCCACUCAUCAACCCAGAGGGAAGGCAGGGGGUUUUGAAAGCUCCCUGUCUAGCAUCCCCACUAGGCCCCAUACAUAGUACAUGACGGAUAUGAUGAUCCUGACGCUAGGAAUGUUCUCCCGGAUUUUGCUCCUCACUGACAUGUCCGGGAUCCAUUUCGAUCAACUGUGAGCUUGAGUUCAUUCGACUCUUUUUUACUAAAGGGAAUGCUUCAGGAGGUAGUUUCCUGGCCAUAUCAAUACAUAUGCCCAUAUACAAAUAACUCAAAAGUUAUCCCCAUAUACUAAUAAAGAAGGGUCUUGCAGUCCACCACCAACCUUGAGAGGUUGAUUGCCUUCUAGUAUAUGCAGGUUUGCUAAAGGUCGACAGUGAGAUUGAAAAUUAUUGGAGUGUAAAAACCUUAUAUCAUGGUCUGUGGGCAAUAGAAAUAAUUUCUCGGGUUAGGUACAAAGCGCUUAUGGCAUUUGUGAAUAUGGUAGAUCCUGUACUAAAGACUACAGCAAUAAACUGCAUCAACAACUGUACCAGCCAUCACAGAAUAUUGUUGUUGCAGACAAACACACUGUCAAAUCAAGAAAUAGGUUGGGGUUUAGGCAGUUCAUGAAAGCUAGAUGACAUACUAUGUGGGGAAUAAAUCUGUGGGUUGCUGCAGACAAUCCUAAUGGUUAUAUUGCAAAUAUAACUUUGAAAUUUAUACAGGAAGAAAUCCAGAUAUUCAUCGCAACAGAUUUGGGUAUGACGUGGUGAUCUGAUAUCAGUUUGGUUACAGUUUUAGGUCUUUUGUAGUACAAUAUAAAGGAUAUAUUUUCACCACAUAAUCCAAUUAUGUGCUUUGGCAAACAUUACUGCUUUAGCAAACAUUACUGCCUUGGAAAACAUUACUUUUUUAUAACUACUAAUUAUGAUGAUGCCAGCCCAACAACACUUGGUCAUGCUAUUUGCAAAUAUUUUCAUGUUCUAGAUUGUGAAAACAAUCAAUUUCUAAACAAAUGAGUAGUGAUUAUUUAAAAUUUGAAUAGCAUGACCAAAUUUUGAGGCUGGUUAUGCCACUAAUAACUAAAGUGAAUGGUGUAAUGAUUAUCUAAGAACAUAUGUAGUAAUUGUAGAAAUAAAGACAUUUUGCUAAUCAUGAUUUGAGUGUUCAUUUGUGGGUAUCACAGACUUAUUUUGGUGCCACACUGUCUUUGGAGAGUAAGAAAUAUUGGAAAUUUGUAUUGAUAACAUGUUGCAGCAAAAAAAAAGGACCUUUGAUAAAGGUAUUUGUUUCAUGUGAGCACAAAAUGUAAAUUUUACUCCACUACCUAGUUUAUAUAAAAAUUUAAUAAAAAUAUUUCUAUUUAUUCUACAUGCAUGAAACUUCGGGUACUUGUAGAUCAUAACCGUCUCUUUCAGUCAUAUUCAUAAAAUUAUUUGACAUAUUUGAAAUUUGAACCGCUAAAUACAUUUUAUGCAUAAUUGCAACAUUUUUUUAUAUCAUAAUUUAUGCAAAUUUAUGCGAGUAAAUCGUUAACCAAGCUCCAGAUGAAAUUGGUAUCGUUGGAAAGCAGAAGUCCUCCUCUUUCGAACGAUGCAAUUUCUGUUUCCGUGCGAUGUAUAGUUUGAGAGAUAUAAGCGUUUGAAACAAUGCCACUCGAAAUUGCUACUUUUCGACCAGAUGGGAAUGAGUUAAUGAAGUUAGUCAAUGGAGUUUUUAAACCAGUUAAAGGAAAGGCGAUGAUGGUUCGUGUCCUUUCAGAUAUUCGUAAGGUACCAUUGUUAAGCCAAGCACUUGAAAAGCAUUCACCACAUGACCGAAGUUUUGAUCCAAACGAAGACUACACUCUCGCCUAUCCUGAUGGCACUGAAGUUCUCGCGUUACCUGGACAACCUGCUCAAAUAUUUCAGCUGGACAAGUACAAGGAAGACGUUGGUAAAAGCUUUAACCGCAUAACAUUGUACCUUAUACAGAGAGAUCUUUUGAACAAUGAUGGUGGAAAUGAAAGUGACGACUGUGAGUUCAGCAGCGAGUCUGUUCACUCUGUUACUUCAGAGGAACCUUGUACUUCUGCGGGAAGUGCCACCAAUAACACAUCAAAGGUAUCUGUCAAUGACCCUAAUUAUUGAAUUGUUUUAAGUAUAUAUUGUUUUAAAUACUGUAGUUGGCAAUAUUAAAAAAUUCCACGAUAUUCCAUUUAAUAUAUGUACCCCCUCCUCCCCCUGCUAUAUAAAAGAGCCUGAAGGGAUAAGAUGAUCUUUUGCCCUGGAAUUCCUCAGUGAUACGAAGGCAGGAAUGUCGCUAUAGGGGGGUGGGUGGACGUGGGGGGGGGGGUGUAACACCCCCCAAUAGCGGUGUAUUAAACACCCCCCAAUAAUUCAAACAUUGGUCAAAUUUGGUCAAAAUGGAACUGAUAUUUGCCCAAAGUUGAUCAAAAUGGAACUGAUAUUUGCUUAAUUAAAAUUGAAGGUAAUUUGGUGAAAGUUUUGUAAAAAAGAUGGUCGAAGUUGUUAAAAGUUAUGAAAUGGUUCGCACUUUUAACAAUUUUAAAGCUUCAGUUACGUUUGCGGUGAAAAAGUCGGAAGCAUUGCUUAUAUUGGUCGAAAAAUUUUGAAUAUGCUUAUAAUAGUCCGGAAAAUUUUUCCGACUAUAUUAGUACGGAAAAUAUUUUUGACCUCCCCCCCUAGGAAAAGUUGGUCAAAACAUGACGACCCCCCCCCCAAUGUUGAUGGCUUCGCGACGUCCCUGUAUGAAGGGACCAAUCAUAAAGUACAGGGGGGGGGCUGGAAAAAAACAGGGUGUGGGUCAUCCAAUUUUGAACAUCAGAAAGGGGUGGGUCAUUUAAAAUUUAACAACAGUUUGGGGGUGGGUCAUAGUAAAAUGUGCUUGAUUAAUAUAUAGGUUUCAAAAGGUAUAGAGAUCAUUAUUAAAUAUUAUCUUUACAAAGCAUGGCUGGAAAAAUGUCAAUGAAGAAAUACAAUAUGUAUUAAACACAAGAUUCCGGAUAAUAAAUAGUUGGAUUUAAUCAUGGUUAUUUUAUCACAGACAACAAAUAAAAGAUAUUCUUAAUAUUUUAUAAAUUAUGAAGGGUUAUCCACGAGUUUUUCGUCAUUAAAUUAGUGUGUACUACUUGUUGGCUACAUCAUGUAUUACACAAUAGAAAGAACACAAAGGAAGUGAAGAGAAAGAGAGACUUGGAGCAAGUAUAUUUGAAGCAAAUUUUCAAUGCAAGGGUUGGUCAUCAAUUUUUAUGCAAGGGCAAAAGAGUGGGCCAUCAAUAAUUAUGCCUAACUUGUGGGAUGGGUCUUCAAGAAAUAUGUUUUUAAAAAUUUUAAUUUUCCAGCCCCCUCCCUGUACUUUAUGACCGUCUCUAAGGUACAUUGUAUUUUGAUUGUAUAUCUUCUGGGGUGAAGUACAUGCAGCCUGCUUGCAGCCCGAAAUUUCGUCCUAAUUGUCUGCCUUCAAAUUUUAGGGGGGGGAGGGGCUACUGAGCAGGCUGUUAUAAGUAUGUGUAAAAACACUAAAUUCUUCAGGGGUUCUGUUUUAUUAGGAAGUCUUCACUACAUCACAGGUGUUUGUUGUGGGUCAUGUCAUUCUGAUCCUAGUUAAUUAACCCCAUAGAAGGAAUUAUUCAGUUUUUAAUGGAAAUUAGCCCAAUGACAAUUCAUGAAGGAGCGAUCCUUUAAGUCAAAAUGUAUGUGCUCUCCACCCAAUUUGUUAAGUAGAAGAGCUUGGAUUUUUAAUAUUAUACUGUAGCAUAUUUCAACUAAUUAAUUGAAAUCUCAAAGUUGAGUAAUUGAAUGGUAAAAAAAUAUUUGGUGCAGUUUUAUCAUGGUAUUGCCAUACAUUUAGUAUGGCUAUAUUUUGGUUGUACAGUACUGAACACAUAUUUGAUCAGAUUAAUUGUAAAUAGUGAUGUUUAAUCAUCUAUAGGAUAUCCUGCUUCAGUCAUCAUGCAAUUUGAGAAAUUCGGAAACAUCUAAUUCAUAACCUGUAAGCUCACAACAGAAUGGCCGUUUAUCUACAUGUAGCAGUGUGGUAGCCAGACAUUCCACUAGCAGAAAUUAUGCAUCAGGAUCUUUUAGGUAAAUUACUAAUUAAUAUAUAUUUUAUUUAACAACAUAAGUACAGUCCUUGCAUCUAUAAGGAUGAACGGUACUGAUAAAAACAUUGUCUUCUCACAUGAUUUAAAUUGUGACAGCAAAUCAGUAAUAUAGCUACAGUUGGUACUAUAUUAAGGUUAUAUAAAAAAAUGAUGCAACUAAAUUGAAAAUAGACGAAAUUUUUAAUUAAUGUAUUGACUUUUAGUGAGGGCCAGUUUAAUAUCUGCAUGAUGUGGUUCUGGUUUCAUAUGCUGAUUGAAACAUAUGUUAAAAUAUAGGGUUGACAUAUUGAAAUUCAGUCCAAUUAGGUGUACAUACAAUGUAUAAUGAUAAUCAGAUAUAAUGAUCACAAUUUCACAAAUCAAAUAAAUAAACGUUCUGAGAUUUGAUUUUGCAUGUUCGUAUCUGAUUUCUAACCCCUUUUCUUCAGUAUUUAGUCCUUGCAUAUGUCCUUGAAUUUCACUCUUCCUCACUUGUACGAACCCUGUUUAAAAUCUCACAGCCACGCGUAUAUAGUUGCAUCAUUUUAUAACAUUCUGUUAAAUUUUUAGUGCUGAGGAAAACUAAAAUUAAACUGUACUCGAUUGUGAAAUCAUCGCUCUAGUAAUAUUUCGUUGGUUUGCUAGUGGCCAGAAAGGUUAAUGUAUUACGUAGUUGCAUCUUUCCGCAGAGUUUUGUCACGCAAUAUUGCAAAUUAUAUUGAUCAACUGAUUGCUCUAGCAAAUUGCAACAGACGCGAACAAAUUGCAAUUUUUACAUACUAAAGUAACAGUAUUAAACCGUCAAAUGCAAAAUUCAAAAAUUUAUAAAUAAAGUCUGAAUGGCUACUAGUACAAAACAGUCCAAUAAAAUGCUUGGCAUCAACCUCUCGACGCGACCUCUCGAUCGACAAAUUGUCAACAUGUAAAAAUUGCAAUUUGUUCGCGUCGGUUGAAAUUUGCUAGAGCAAUCUGCCGAUCAACAAUGGCAUUGCGUGACAAUAUUCCAAUGUUGCCGGCAACAUACGGAACACCAAAUUUGACGUAAAAGUAUUUUUCUUUAAAUUGUAGUUGUGAGGCUGACUAUACAUCCGCAGAAAGUACACAAGCAUCUACAAGUAGUGAAGUUCUGGAUGUACUGAGCACACCCAAAUCUUCUAACAAAGUUGUAUGCGAUUUAGACGAAAUUUAAGCCACGUUGCUGUUUGACGAAAUAAAUUCCGAUAGUAGAAACUAAUGGAGAUGACGUUAUUCAUGACGACAUUGAGGAGAAAAUCACAUUGAAGGAAAUACUAUCGAAUCUUGCAGAAGCAACGUCCUAUGAUCAAAUUUCAAUCUUCAACUUAAGUCGAAAUCAUAUAUGGGAAGGUACCAAAAGGGCGAUGAACAGAAAGUCGUUUAGUCCUGUGAAUAAGUUAUCAGUAAAGUUUACGGACGACAUCGGUCAGUCAGAAGGAGCUGUGGACAUGGGAGGUCCAGGGAGGGAAUUCUUUACCCUUAUCACAGAAUGGCUGGUUAAUUCGCGACUUUUCUUCGGUGGAAUAUCGUCAAAGUUCCUGUCGUUAAAUGCAACCUGCUUAGAAGAACGGGAGUACUUCAUGGCCGGACAGAUUUUCGCCAUGGCACUUGUACAUGGUGGUCCAGGUGUCAAUUGUCUCUCAAGUUCAUGUUACGAUGCGAUUGUUAAUGAAUCGGGAACGCAGAACCUCAGUGCAACACUUGAUGAUAUUCCUGAUUUUGAGAUGAGAGAAUCGCUUGGCAAGUUAUUACAAACUCCUUGUGUGGAUGCUGCUCGGAAAAUCAUUAGCGACGAAAAAUUGGAUACCAUAUUUGACAUGGCAGGCACGUUGCAGAUUAUUAGAAUUAAGGCCGAUGUUGACAAGAUAGUCCAGCGCACCAUCAACUGGUAUGUGUUGGGGAGAAGUCAACCAGCAUACUACAGCUUCAAGGAAGGCUUGCGAGCCUUAGGUGUGCUCGAAGCCAUGUUGAAAUACUCAAAUUUGUUCAGAGAAACAUUUUGUUACAAUUCAGAACCGUUAACCGUUGGCAUGAUAAUGUCUGUUUUCAAAGUGAAGCGUGCAGAAGAAGGUUCAAAUAGAAGAAAUGUCGAAUUUCUAGUCCUGUCGCACUGGAACGACUUCCUGCAAGACGCCGAAGAAGACCCCACACAAAUCAACCUCUCGGAAAUUUUGUUCUUUGCAUCCGGUUGCAAAAUCUUUCCUCCCCAAGGCUUACAUUGUGAAUUACAAUUUCUGCACGAAACUGAAACAGAUGGAAAGUUAUCCAAGUUUCCUAAAGCUAACACGUGCAAUCUGCCGGUUGUUCAUGGUGAUUACGAAAGCUUCAAGAACGCCGUAGUGUUCGGCAUUAAAAAUGCUCGUGGAUUUGGCUGUGCAUGA